AAAAUAUAUUUAUUAAAUUAAUUAAUCUGACAGCAUAAAAUACAAGAUCACUUUCUGUAAAAAUCUUGUUUAUCACUUUUUAUUCUUUUUCAACAGUGUUCUUUUACGUACUCACUCAGCCUUUUCCACAUAUCUCAAACACCCUACUUUCUCUCUCUUCUCUCUCUCCUCUCUCUCUCCUACAAAUUUAGGAUUUCUCAUUCUUGAAAUUAAGUGGGAAAACAAAAUGGGAAGAGCUACAAGGUGGUUGAAGGGCCUGUUUGGAGUGGAGACUAAAGAAAACGACAGAAUGGAAUAUUCCGUUGUUCACCGGUGGAGCUCCGGCAAUUCGGUACGGGGCCCCAUUGUUUUGUGCCGGAAUCCGGCGACGAUACCGCCCAACAUUACUCCCGCCGAGGCCGCUUGGCUCAGGUCUUUCUACUCCGAGCCCGACACGGAGCAGAGCAAGCACGCCAGGGCGGUGGCUGCCGCCACGGCCGCCGCGGCUGACGCCGCGGUUGCCGCAGCUCAAGCGGCCGCGGAGGUGGUUCGUCUCACUAGCCACGGCCGCGGCCGCGAAAAGUGGGCUGCUGCUGCCUUGAUUCAGAGAGUGUUUCGCGGACACCUGGCCCGAAAAGCACGGCGGGCUUUAAAGGGGCUGGUGAAGAUUCAGGCGGUGGUGAGGGGGUUUCUGGUGCGUAAACGCGCCGCCGCUACUCUUCUCAGGAUGGAAGCGCUCGUUAGGGCACAAGCUAGUGUACGGGCACUGAAAACUCGCCGGAAAAUCAACGACGGCGGCGGAAUUUUUCCUCCUCCGUUUCAGGCCCGCCGGAAAAUCAACAGCGGCGAACAAAGCUUUCCUCCUCAAUUACAAGCCCGAAAAUCCUUGGAAAAAUUCGACGAGAAUGAAUCAGUGGAUAGCAGAAGGCUUUCGUCGUCGUACGACAGCCCGAAAAUAGUGGAGGUGGAUACGGGGUGCUGGCCGAAAUCGAGAUCCAGCAGGCGAGCCGCCAACAGCAACAACACGUGGAUGUCGGAUUCCGGCGACGAAUCGCCGGCGAAAGUGACGUGUUCGCCUUUCCCGGUUCGAAUACCAACACCCAGGACGAGCCAGAACACGGCGGAGCUAGAAUGGGGAAUCAUCGGCGGCGGCGGCGGGGACGAUUACAAGUACAAGUACAACGCCGCGGCGACGGCGCAAAGCACGCCUAGAUUCGCCACCUAUUCGGCCGUCGCCGGAGCAGCUACGCCGGCGAGGAGCGCCGGAGAAAGCCAUUACAUGGUGAAAACGCAGUCGUUUAAGGCGAAACAGAGGUCGCAGAGUGCUCCGAAACAGAGAACGGGCGAGCCCGGCCCGAAUAGAAGGAUUUCGCUCCAUGAAUUGAUGGGGACGAGAAAUCAGAAGCCGGGCCCACAAGCUGAAGAAGAAGAAGCCAUUAAUUUUAAGAACGCUGUAGUGGGGAAGAUUGGCUUCUCUUCUGGCUUUGUUAGGCAAUGAGACUUUUCACUAAAGAUUUUGGUUUAACAAUGUAAAAAAAUCUAUGGUUUUAUUUAGGGAUCUGAUAAAUGUUCGAUCGAGCUUUAAUAAUAUGGUUUCGAUUAUAAACACGAUUUUUAUUGUUUUGUAUUCCAAAUUUUGCGAAAUUCGAAACAUAGAACUUGUAGUUUUUUGAGGUA
Erythranthe guttata (spotted monkey flower) is the source of this 1656-nucleotide messenger RNA. Its product is annotated as protein IQ-domain 26. Gene Ontology annotation, molecular function: protein binding. NCBI's taxonomy places the organism in Eukaryota, Viridiplantae, Streptophyta, Magnoliopsida, Lamiales, Phrymaceae. The record is from RefSeq and is a predicted model, not a curated record.